Messenger RNA from Rhinocladiella mackenziei CBS 650.93, 627 nucleotides. RefSeq lists its product as uncharacterized. Lineage: Eukaryota; Fungi; Ascomycota; Eurotiomycetes; Chaetothyriales; Herpotrichiellaceae. The record is from RefSeq and is a predicted model, not a curated record. Bases 1 to 627 code for a protein of 208 amino acids. The transcript has a single exon.
AUGGAUCCUGGAUUGAACUCUCUCCUAAAAUGGAGUGUCGAGAAUUCCGAGGUCUCAGGCCGAUCACCAGGCCAGCCCGUCAGAGAACCGAGAGGACUAUCAGCUGAUGCUCUACGGGUGUUAAUGGGUGGUCCCAGUGAUGCUGAUUUGAUGCGCGAAGCCAUGACUAUCAUCGCCUCUUCAGAUCCCGAAGUCACCCACGACGCUAAAAUGACAGCGUUCGACAACUUUGAGCAACUGGUUGAAAAUAUUGACAACGCCAACAAUAUGGAGCCUCUGGGUCUGUGGACGCCACUGCUCUCUCAGCUGGAUAGUCCCGUAGCCGACUUGCGACGGAUGGCGGCCUGGUGUCUAGGCACAGCGGUCCAGAACAAUGUGAAAGCACAAGAACGAUUUCUGGCUCUCAACGGUAUCGACAAAAUCUGCAAGAUUGCCCUGAGUGACGUGGACAAGGCAGUGCGAAGAAAGGCAGUCUAUGCCCUCAGUUCGGGGAUCCGAAAUUAUCAGCCCGCAAUGAAUGAAGCAGUUAAGCGGCUGCCCAAAGACGUUGUCGGACCAGAUCAAAUCUCGGCAACAGACAUGGAUGUCAUCGACGCCGUCAUGGGGAAACUGAGGGACGGAGAAUAA